Molecule: messenger RNA, 564 nt
Organism: Cyclospora cayetanensis
Lineage: Eukaryota; Apicomplexa; Conoidasida; Eucoccidiorida; Eimeriidae
Product: 60S ribosomal protein L19
Exons: 3
Coding region: 88-564 (158 amino acids)
Biological process (GO): translation
Cellular component (GO): ribosome; cytosolic large ribosomal subunit
Molecular function (GO): structural constituent of ribosome; RNA binding
Source: RefSeq, a predicted model, not a curated record
CGGCUCCAGAAGCGCCUUGCGGCGUCCAUCUUGAAAUGCGGCAAAGGCCGCGUGUGGCUAGACCCCAACGAGUCCAGCGACAUUGCAAUGGCUAACAGCCGCUUCUCUGUACGCAAACUCAUCAGGGAUAACCUCAUUAUCCGCAAGGCCGUCGCGGUGCACUCCAAAUACAGAUACAGGCUUUACCAGGAAGCGAAGCGUCAGGGUCGUCACAUGGGCAUUGGCAAAAGAAGGGGUACUCGUGAUGCACGGCUUCCCGCCAAGGUUCUCUGGAUGCGCAGACAGCGCGUGCUGAGGCGUCUCUUGAAGAAGUACAGAGAUGCCAAGAAGAUUGACAGCCACAUGUAUCACAAGUUGUACUUGCGCUGCAAGGGUAACCAGUUCAAGAACAAGCGGGUGUUGAUUGAGGCAAUCCACAACGAGAAAAACCUCAGGGUCAAGGAGAAGGCCCUGCAGGAACAGGUGGAAGCCCGCAAACAGAAGGCGGCACAGCAGAAGGAGAAGCGGAGACUGAAGGAGGAAGGCAAGCGACCUGGCUGUGCUUGUGCAAAGCCAGCCCAGUGA